Boeremia exigua is the source of this 429-nucleotide messenger RNA. RefSeq lists its product as uncharacterized. The record is from RefSeq and is a predicted model, not a curated record. Bases 1 to 321 code for a protein of 106 amino acids. The transcript has 2 exons. Lineage: Eukaryota; Fungi; Ascomycota; Dothideomycetes; Pleosporales; Didymellaceae.
AUGAAGUUCACUGUCUUCGUCUCCGUCCUUCUUGCCUCGGCAGUCGUCGCCGCUCCCGCCCCAGAGAAGCUCGACUCCCGUAACGAGCUUGGUUGCAACGUUGGCGACAUGGCCUGCACUGGUCUUGCAGAGCGUGACCUCACCGCCCGCGCCCCAGAGAAGCUCGACUCCCGUAACGAGCUUGGUUGCAACGUUGGCGACAUGGCCUGCACUGGUCUUGCAGAGCGUGACCUCACCGCCCGCGCCCCAGAGAAGCUCGACUCCCGUAACGAGCUUGGUUGCAACGUUGGCGACAUGGCCUGCACUGGAUUGGCCAACUAAGCAACGAUUAAGGCUUUGUGGAGGAUCAACCUUCGCUACAAGAUGGAAUGAAGGAGGCGGUAGGAUUUUUGAAGCCUGGCGUAGCUUCUGUGUUGGAAGCAAUUAGGG